AUGCAUAUGCAGAAGCUAAUAGGAGGUUCGGACUGGAAAGAGCACUCAUCCGGAGCAGAGAGAUACAGAACUCAAAACCUCCCAAACCGCACAAGCCCUGGAGCCUACGAGCUCGGCAUCGCCACCUCAGCUUCCCGCAAACUUCACUCCGCCUCCGUCAUCCCCGUUUACACCGGACAAGCCAACAAUGUCAGGGCGAGGCUGCAGAGUUACGGCCGCAGCGGCGCUCAUUUAGCCACCCUAUUUGCCGACGUAUUCACUCGAGGCCUCCCAAUCGUCUACCGCUGGGCUCCUAUGGAAAGCAAGGAGGCGGCGCAGAGGAUGGAGGCUGAGCUGCUUGACUCGUACGACUACGCCUGGAAUAAGAGAAACAAUGGCGAUCGUCGGCCUCACCCAUUUCUCACCCACCCGCAAUUUCAACUCUCUAUUUUACUAUAUUUCAAAUGCUCUAUACUUAGAUUUUGCAGGCCCACUAACUGA
Salvia splendens (bonfire salvia) is the source of this 480-nucleotide messenger RNA. RefSeq names its product protein EFFECTOR OF TRANSCRIPTION 2. Gene Ontology annotation, molecular function: DNA binding. NCBI's taxonomy places the organism in Eukaryota, Viridiplantae, Streptophyta, Magnoliopsida, Lamiales, Lamiaceae. The transcript has 2 exons. Gene Ontology annotation, biological process: regulation of DNA-templated transcription. The record is from RefSeq and is a predicted model, not a curated record. Bases 1 to 480 code for a protein of 159 amino acids.